Onychostoma macrolepis is the source of this 4161-nucleotide messenger RNA. It is a transcript of the gene mapk1, whose product is annotated as mitogen-activated protein kinase 1. The transcript has 9 exons. Gene Ontology annotation, biological process: protein phosphorylation; intracellular signal transduction. NCBI's taxonomy places the organism in Eukaryota, Metazoa, Chordata, Actinopteri, Cypriniformes, Cyprinidae. Gene Ontology annotation, cellular component: cytoplasm; nucleus. Gene Ontology annotation, molecular function: ATP binding; MAP kinase activity. The record is from RefSeq and is a predicted model, not a curated record. Bases 316 to 1425 code for a protein of 369 amino acids.
UGCUCCGUUACUUCCUGCGGCAACGCUCUCGCUCUCUCGCUCGCUCUCGCUGCCGCCUGCAGUCAGUCAGUCUCACCACGGAACACGCUGCGCGCAGAUUACUAUCACUAUAUAUAUAUAUGCCAGUCAACAACACUUCAGCCGCUCCUUUCCUUUCACUCCGACGCGAAGACUUCGCUUUAGUUAAACCACAUCGCUUAUCCUGCCUCCUGCGGUGUUUUCUUCAGCCUAAGAGCUUUUCCCGAGCUUCAUAAGCUGCUUUGGGUAAGAAAAGCGCGUUUGUUGUGCGUGUAAAGGCAGCUCAGUUUCUCAGCAAUGGCGACAGCUGCGGUAUCUGCCCCUGCUGGCGGCGGCCCGAACCCCGGAUCCGGUGCCGAGUUGGUCCGCGGUCAGGCUUUCGACGUCGGGCCGCGCUACAGCAACCUCUCGUACAUCGGAGAAGGCGCAUACGGCAUGGUUUGCUCGGCGUAUGAUCGUGAUAAUAAAGUGCGUGUGGCGAUAAAGAAAAUCAGUCCGUUUGAGCACCAGACGUACUGUCAGCGCACACUCCGUGAGAUUAAAAUCCUGCUCCGCUUCAAGCACGAGAACAUCAUUGGCAUCAACGACAUCAUCCGCACCCCCACCAUCGACCAGAUGAAAGACGUCUAUAUUGUACAGGAUCUGAUGGAGACGGACUUGUACAAGCUGUUGAAGACACAGCACUUGAGCAAUGACCACAUCUGUUACUUCCUGUACCAGAUCUUGCGCGGCCUGAAGUACAUCCACUCAGCAAACGUUCUCCACCGAGACCUGAAGCCAUCUAACUUGUUGCUAAACACUACUUGCGACCUCAAGAUCUGUGAUUUUGGGCUCGCCCGUGUGGCUGAUCCAGACCAUGACCACACUGGCUUCCUGACGGAGUAUGUAGCCACACGUUGGUACCGCGCACCAGAGAUUAUGCUCAAUUCUAAGGGUUACACUAAGUCCAUUGAUAUAUGGUCGGUCGGUUGUAUUCUGGCUGAGAUGCUUUCGAAUAGACCCAUCUUCCCUGGGAAACACUAUCUGGACCAGCUUAACCACAUCUUAGGUAUUUUGGGCUCCCCCUCUCAGGAGGAUCUCAACUGCAUUAUCAACAUUAAGGCGAGAAAUUACCUGCUGUCACUUCCUCUCCGCUGCAAAGUUCCCUGGAACCGCCUGUUUCCUAAUGCAGACCCUAAAGCGUUGGACCUGUUGGAUAAGAUGUUGACCUUUAACCCUCAUAAGAGGAUUGAGGUGGAGGAGGCGCUGGCUCACCCGUACCUGGAACAGUACUAUGACCCCACAGAUGAGCCUGUUGCAGAGGCUCCGUUUAAGUUCGAUAUGGAGCUGGAUGACUUGCCCAAAGAGACUUUGAAAGAGCUGAUCUUUGCAGAAACUGCACGUUUCCAACCAGGCUACAGACCAUAGCCUAUCACACAGGUGUUGGUCUGGAUUCUAACAUGCUGAUGCUUCUGUCUCCACUCCACUGUGCGCUGUGGUCCUCUUUUGGUCUUCAUCGCCAUCAUCACCAUUGUUAUCUCCUCCUCUUCCUGAACUCCAAAAUUACAGGCAGCCCUCAAAGUUCAUCUGACCCCAGCUGAGAACAUGCACUCCUGCUCUCUUCACCUGCUUCACUCUUUCGGUCUCAUUACAAUGAAAGCGCAGAGCUUCUCUCACACUCACACUCUCUCUUCCUGCCCAUCUGUGUGAAAGUUUGCCCGCGUGUGUUUGUGGACAACACCUCGUCAAGGUGUCUGAUUCCAAUUAACCCUUUUUCUCUCAGUCCUCUGAUACACUUCAGUAAAAACCGUCUAUGAUUGUGAUGUUGUGCUUCUUUCUAGCCUCCUGGUAAUAUUUCCAACAAGCUGCUUUUCUAAAGUGUCUGUAAGCCAUUUUGAAGUCCCACAGAGGUCAAACAGGGAGAGAACGAGGGCUCAGAUCUCCUCUAUUCUUAUUUAUAUAUGCAGUGGACUCGCAUUUAACCACAUUGUGCAUCGCCAAUUUCCUCAAAGUGCACAGAGCGUGAAAUUUGCCACGGUGCCAUUUUUAAGGCUUUAAUGUAUUUUCAUAAAUGCAAAUAUGUAUGCACUAUUGACCCCUUAAAAUUGAUUAAAAACCUGUAAUUAAUUUAUCAGAUUAUUUUAACCGCCCCCCCAUAUUGUGACAUGAACUAAUAUACAUGCAUAUACAUAUGUGUGUGAUUUAAAGACCUGUAAUUAUUUCAAACCUGUCGGUAAUUACAUUAAUAUAAUAAAUAAUUAUUAUUUGUAUAUCGAUUCUCAAUCACUUAAUCACUUCUAGAAACCUUAGAAAAGAGACAAAUCUGUUACAUUUGCUUAAGCACCAAAGAAAAGACCAUUCUAAAGAUGUUAGGCCACCUUAGAAAAUGUGUACUUGUGUCCAAAAUUUGACUUAAGCCCUCAAAUGACCUAACAGAAAAGGCAAGUGCCAUGCAGGUUUACAUAUAUCCUGAAAUCCAGGUGUUUUUAUCUAAAGAUGCACAUAGGUCCAUCUAGGAACUAGACUUUAUCAUUUAGAUGGGUGUAGAGAAACUUCUGUCACGGGACAAUCCUGAGUUUUUCAGUAACAAUGGGUACAUUUCGAAUCAAUGUCUAUUAUAAACGUACAGUGCCUGCUCAUCUGUAUUCAUUCUUUCCGUUUUGUAUAUUUCUUUGUCUUUUUUUGCUUUCCCUGAACCCCCAGCCGCCUUGUAUCAAUAAGACUGUGCCCUUGCAUGACUGUUAAAAAGCUUUCUAUACAAAGAAAAUGGAAGUGCCACAUUGCUGGGGAUUCCACUAUUGGACUCUCAGGUUUUUGUUAUAUCCUACCUUUUGUGGUCCCAUAUUUCCUAUAUAGUGUAAUCAGUUCAAAAAGAAGAAAAAAACUCUUUAUUUUGCUUCAUGUUCAUUUCGGUUGCACUUCUUUCAAAAUCCAGGUUCCUUUCAGUGUUUGGAGAAACAAAAAAUAUGAAUAGUCGAGAUUAGCUUUUUAGAUGAACUAGCUCAACCAGAACGUCAGGUUUAAUUCCACGUGGAAAUUAGGAGCCUCUAGCCAUGGAAAUGCAACUUUUAUUAAUCCAUUUCAACCGUAAGAUACUGUCUGCUGGUGAAUGAAUAACGUGGUGCGUCGAGACCCAGGCGAAAUGAAAGGAACUGUACGUGCGAUAAUGCAUACUCUUGUGAAAUUAUACAGCACUUGAACGUUUGCGAAAAUGGACGUCGAAGACAUUAAGUUAUUGAUACUGAUAUGCGCAUAUGUGCAUGGCUUCAGCAAGUGUUUCUUUCCCACACUCUGGCUUCCUCUUUGGUUUACUAACCCUACAUUAUUUCUGCCUAUACUUAUAUGGCAAGGCGCCACCUAGUGGUGGUAUCAGAUGUUGGUUGAUCAAGGAGAGAAUGGGCGAUUCUCUUAAAUAAUGAAUACAUAAAAAAAAAAAAAAAAAAUUCAUAAUUGUGAAACUCUGUAAGAUAGCUUCUGCCGAAUCAGUGUGCAGCCUGUCUGUUUCUGUGUGCCUUUAUGCGUCACGAAUAACUACAUUUAUUGUGCAGCUUUUUGUUGGGGAUCAGUUGUGACUUUUUUGCGGUAUACUCUUGAAAUUAUAUAUAUAUAUAUAAAUUUAUAUAUAUAUUUAAAAAAAAGUGAAAACCAAAAAAAAAUAAAAAAUUCUCUAUGUAAUUUUAAGUCCUAUUUGUCACAGCUUUUGUGAUUCAUUUGAGGAAGUAAAGAACAAUAAAUGAGCCUUUUCUUUCUGCCCUACCUGGUUUGAUCCUGUUGCAUUUUGCCUUCAGUUCUUGAAAGUUUUGUGUAGAACUGUUUUUAUUGUAAAAAUGAAUGUCUAGUGAUUUAUUAUUAUUAAUCUUGUAAAAAAAAAAAAAAAUUCUGUGUAUUAAUCUCCUUUUUGUUAGCAAUGGCAAACUUUUUGUUGUGAUUUUCACUUACGAGCUUUGAAACCCCCAGGUUUUGGUCUCUCUGGGGAAACUUGUGAUUACAAAUAUUUCAAAAAUGUAUUGAAAUCUUUUGAAUCUAUUGAAAACAGUGGCAUUAUGUCUCAAAGGCUUGUUUUUAAUGCUCAAAAAGACGGCCAAUGUUCAUUGCCGAUAUUGAUCUCUGCAUCUGCCAAGUCAUGUAACCUAGAAACUGCAGAAUAAAACCAAUUGUAUUAUA